Molecule: messenger RNA, 17911 nt
Organism: Loxodonta africana (African savanna elephant)
Lineage: Eukaryota; Metazoa; Chordata; Mammalia; Proboscidea; Elephantidae
Gene: ZNF75A
Product: zinc finger protein 75A
Exons: 6
Coding region: 584-1795 (403 amino acids)
Biological process (GO): regulation of DNA-templated transcription
Source: RefSeq, a predicted model, not a curated record
AAGGUGGAUCUAUCGGGGGGAGGGAAACCCUGGUGGCUAAGUGGUUAAGAGCUAUGGCUGCUGCCCUUUAGAAGGUCGGCAGUUCAGAUCCAUCAGGUGCUCCUUGGAAACUCCAUGGGGCAGUUCAGCUCUGUCCUAUAGGGUUGUUAUGAGUCAGAAUCAAUUCAGCAGCAAUGGAUUAUUGGGGGAAGAGGUUAAUUGAGAAAUGAGAUCGAGCAGGUCACUUCUUCUGUUAUUCCUUUAGGAAAGCUAUAGCGAGACCUGAAACUGUGGGCUGCAGCAAUAGUCAGUCCACAAGUUUUGAAGCUCCUGGCAGAGUUUUCCUUAGAGAAAAAGAGUUGCUUUUUGCGCUCUUUAGGACCCAAGUGAAUUAAGAGUAAUGAGCCUAGUUUGGAUUAACCAAGGAGAUGAGACUUGAGUUCUUAGAAGCAAAUGGGGGGUGGGGUCGCAGAUCCAAAAAAGGAAAAAAACUUAAGAGGCCAAAGGAAAACAAGGAUAGCUAAGAGAAGGAAAUAUCAAACAGCCAGGGGAAGACUGCAAAGAAAGAAAAUGUGGAAAAAAGAAAAAUCCCAGAAGAGAGAAGAUGGUUGUGUUCCAUGAGCUGGGGAAGGAGGCAGUGAUCUUGGGAGGAACAGCAGUGGGCCCAGGCUUCAUGCUAAAGACAGCAGAGCCCCAAUCAGUGGGCAGGUUGCAGAAUGAAGAAGUUUGGAAUACAUACCAGGGUCUACAAGAACAGCCAAGCAAGAACACUCACAAAGAAACUAAGGCGGUAUACAAAAAGGCUCUGCGUACACCACCGACUCUAGCCCUUUCUGAGCAGACAAACACCAAAGACUGGACAGUGGCACCUAAGCUCAUUUUGCCUGAGUCCCAGAGCUUGUUGACAUUUGAAGAGGUGGCCAUGUAUUUUUCUCAGGAAGAAUGGGAGUUAUUGGAGCCCACUCAGAAGGUCCUCUACCACGAUGUAAUGCAGGAAAACUAUGAGACUGUCAUCUCUCUAGCAUUGUUUGUGCUCCCCAAACCUAAAGUGAUCUCCUGUCUAGAGCAAGGGGAAGAGCCAUGGAUCCAAGGACCUGAGGAGUUCAAGGACAGUCAUGUAGAAUCUCCUGCAGCAGGGUUAAAGUUCAAAAAUGACACUGGAAAUCAUCAGCCUGCAUCUCUUCCUGCCUUAGAAAUAGAAGCACAAGGAGAUACAGUUUCAAAAAAUGCCAGAGUGAAAGUUCACCAGAAAACAACAGGCAAAGAAAAUCAAGGUGAUAUACACAGGGCGGGGAAACGGCAUGGAGAUUUCCCAGUGAAGAAAAGAAAAAAACUUUCAACCUGGAAACAAGAGUUGCUGAAACUUAUGGAUCUUCACAAGAAAGACCAUGUAGGAGGAAAGCCUUUUAAAUGUCAGGAAUGUGGGAAAAGCUUCAGAGUUAGUUCUGACCUUAUUAAACACCAGCGAGUACACACUGAAGAAAAACCCUAUAAAUGUCAACAGUGUGGUAAGAGGUUUAGAUGGAGUUCAGAUCUUAAUAAGCACUUGACGACACACCAAGGCAUAAAACCAUAUAAAUGCUCAUGGUGUGGGAAAAGCUUCAGUCAAAACACAAAUCUCCAUACACAUCAAAGAACUCACACAGGUGAGAAGCCUUUUACAUGUCAUGAAUGUGGAAAAAAAUUCAGUCAGAACUCCCACCUUAUUAAACAUCAGAGAACCCACACAGGUGAGCAGCCUUUUUCCUGUAGCACAUGUAGGAGAAACUUCAGCAGGCGGUCAAGCCUUCUUAGACACCAGAAACUCCACAGGUGAAUAAAAGCUUGUCCAGUGUUCCCCUUUCUGAAGAAAUUCACCAAAUGGAGUUCGAUUCUGAAGCUGAUGAGGAAAUACAAAAUUGCAAAGCAACCAAUGAUAAGAAUUUGUCAUCAGUGGAAAAUGUGAAGGUACAGACAUCCUGACAGCAAUCUAAGGUGGUUCUGCAGGAGAGAGCAGCAGUUUAUUGUUUUUACUUUUAACAGGGGAUUCUUUUGUAAGAGAGGUAUUCUAAGAACAUUCUAGUUGGGAUUGUAUUUGGCAAAAUAAAUUCAGCUUCAAAUAGAAGAUGCAAGCAUGAGUCAAUCAACAGUUUUCUGUAGUCAUAGAGGUAAAUAUUUGUUUUGCGUUAAUCCCCUCAGCCAUUCUUGCACAUACAUGAUAAAAAUAUUUGUAGCAUGGUCUUCCAAAACAAGAAGUCAUAAUAUGUGUGUUUAGUUACAUACCAUUCAGAGUGGUAGGCUGACCACUUUAAAUUGUUUCUUACAACAGAAAUGUAUUCUAAUGUAAAGUUUCCCAAGAACCAAAUUGGAUGUCCUUUUAUCUUUGGACACUGUUCACAAAGUUGAACGUCCUUUAAGUAUCUGCUUGAGCCUUUUAACAACUUUAGCUCUUGAAUUUUUCUGUAAUGAAAUCAUAUUUAUUUCACCACCAGAAAACCUGCCAGGUGAACUAAUAAUGCACUAGCCUAUGUGUCUCAUUGGCUGUGUUUGGAAAAUGGGAAGCAUCUCCAAUGAGAUCUUAUGGAUAUGAGUUGGAAUUUGUAGCCAUGGAUUAUGUAUUAGAUGUAAAGAGUAAUUUUUGGCAAUAAAAGAAUCUAGACUAUUUCCUUAGCUCAUAAUGUCAAUAGGAUUAAACAGACAUAAAAUUUAGCACUUGCCCAAAGCUUGAAAGAAAACUAAUGGCAGUUCAGGAUCAGAAUCUUGUCAGGUCCCUUCUUGUUGUUUGGUUUUUAAUUUGACUUGUGUAUUGUUAAGAAUGAGGAAAGAGUUAUGUUUAUAUGAGAGCUGGGGUAUGUGUGCUACAUGCUGUGGUCACGUGCUGUAGUCACCUGGGGAAUCCAGUUAGCAGAAGACAAGAGUUCCCGAAAGGAAAGGUUUAGGAAUUGGUGAUGAGUGUUGGGCAAGGAUGGGUGUAUCCACAAUCUGUGUAGUUUCUCUUAAACGGUGUUACGGAUUGAAUUGUGCCCCCCCCCCCGAAAGAUGUAUAAACCCUAACCCCUGUACCUGUGGUAGGAGCACUGGUGGUGCAGUGGUUAAGCAUUCGUCACCAGCCGCUCCGCGGGAGAAAGAUGCAACAGUCAGGUUCCAUUAAGGUUACAAUCUUGGAAACUCUGUGGGGCAAUUCUACUCUGUCCUACAGGGUGGCUGUGAGUCGGAAUACCUGUGGUUAUGAUUGCAUUUGGAAAUGGGUCUUCUUUGUUAUGUUAAUGAGGCAGUGUUAGUGUAGGGUAGGUCUUAGGUCAGUCUCUUUUGAAAUAUGAAAGAGCAGAUUAAGCACUUGAGGACAAAUGGAGAAGAUACAUGCUCAUAAUAGCCAAGGAACCUAGGAAUAGAAACUGAAGAGACAAGGACCUUCCCCAAGAGUGGACUGAGCGAGCCUUCCCCUGGCUGGUGCCCUGAAUUCUGACAUUUAGCCUACUAAAGUGUGAGAAAAUGAAUUUCCGUUCAUUAAAGCUACCCACUUGUAUUUUAUAGCAACACUAGAUAACUAAGACAGUGGAUAGGGUCCAACUGGCCUAUGUCCUCUCCAGCACAGCAUUUAAGAGCAGUCUUAGGUGAUAAAUUUAAUGGACUGAUGAAAGUUUGUAUGUUGUGUGCCAUUGACUUGAUUCCAACUCACAGCAACCCUAUAGGACCGAGUAGAACUGCUCCAUAGGGUUUCCCAGGUUGUAAUCUUUAUGGAAGCAGAUUGCCGGGUAUUUUCUCCCAUGGAGUUGCUGGGCGGUUUGAACCACCAACCUUUUGGUUGGCAACUGAGUACUUAACCGUUGUACCACCAGGGUUUCUUAAAGUCUGUGUAGGCCUGUAGGUUUUCUGAUAACUUAUGUAUUUAUUUACAGCAGUGACUCGGGUAUGUUCCUGGUAAAACAUUGAGGUACAGUCCUAGGUAAGAGGCUUAAGAAGUCAUCCCUUCCACAUCUUAUUUUAUAGGUGAGGAAAUUAAGACUCAAAAUAGGUACAGGGACUUGCUCAAGACUCCACAGCUAGAAGGUGACAUUCCUUCUGGUGGCUGUCACUCAUCUUCAUCAGUCAGUGGUGGUGGUGGCGGCGGCGGGCUCUGGUCAGUGCCUUUGUGGAACCCAUAUCUUUUGUCAGGAACAAUUCUACACCAAAGAAACACAUUUCAUAGAAUAGACGGUUUGGUCAAACAUACGGCACAAGUAAGAAAUGCCCUUGCAGGGAACUGCUGCAUUGAGACCCCAGACUGCUUGUCUGAAAUGCGUGCAUGGUUCAGGCUGGGGUUGUUUUUUCCCCUCCCACCAGCCAUUUAAACCUGUCCAUUGAAGCGCUCAAUUGCCCCUAUGUCUUGGGGCGAUAAAGAAUGUGAAGAGUUCAUUCAAGAUCCAGUGGAAGCCUCUGUAUAGGAUAAAAGGCUCCAAUAUGAUUUACCUGCCAAGAACACCCUGGCCUGUUGGCUCAGGAAUCUGUCCCUGCACAGGUUUUAGCCUUAGCCAGGGUCUUGUAGGUGGGUCAGCUUUCCUGUGCUAUCCAGCAUUUUCUGGUAACAGUGGCAGUCCGAGUGUGUAGGCCCAGUCUAGGAUGGUGUAUGAAUCUCCAUGGAUGGUCGUCUCUUAAAUCUGGAAGGUGGUUAAUUGCACAUCAGUUGGGAGGUGAGGCAGUGGACUUUGACUGUGUUCCCACAAGGGUACCUGAAUAGUCCCACCAUAUGCCAUGGCACGGUUGCCACUGACCUCAAACGGUAGGUUCCCCCUGCUGAGGUGGCCGUAUUCCACUAUAUUGAUGAUGUCACGCUGACCUCUGACUUGUUUGCUUCUUUGCAGACUGGAGCUGGUAAGGUAGUUGUGCACCUCCAGUCGCAGGGGUGGGCAGCGAACGAGGGAAGAAUGCAGGGGCCUGAUUUGUCAGUCAAGGACUUGGGUGUUAUCUGGUCGGGUAAGACGCAAGCAAUGACUGAAGCGAUGAUAGAUGAAGUCCAAUCCUACCCUUGCCCAGAAACUAUGAAGGAACUACAGGCAUUUGUUGGGCUCCUAGGGCAUUGGUGCCCCUUCACACCCCAUGUAGCCCACACCCUAUGGCCCCUAUGUAGGUUAGUGAAAAAACAAGUGAGACUGAAGGAGAGAGACAGGUGAAGAGAUGACGGUUGGAGAGAGAGAGACAGGUGAAACUGGGGAGAGUUCUAGAAAGUAAGGGGUGUGAGUGGGGCCUGUGGCAAUGGCAAAGCAACGAGAGUGCCACUGGGAUUUUGGUCCCAGUUGCGGUGAGGAGCAAAAGAGAGGUGCAGCACGUUGGAGAAAGUCAUGCACAGUGUAUACCCUGCUGCAGGUAGAUGGAAGUUCUCAUAAAGGGUCAAGUUCCCCUUUACUGGGAGUGUCAGAACAGGACUAAUACCUCUCACCCCCUCAGGGUGAUGGGUUGGACCCCCAACAAUAGUACGCUAGAAUCCUGCUAGUUGUUGCCAGUAGUUGGUUAGGGAAGCAAAAGCGAAGCCUACGGGCAGGGGCAUACCAAUCGUGCAAGGGGUGGCUUUGGACAUGUGGCUUGCAUGGGUGGCUGUAAUUGCCCUACAACUGGGUGGGGUGCUGCACCUGGGGGCGGCUGUACAUAGCUGCUAAUGUUUACACCACCAUCCACAGUGUUUCCAGCAAUUAAACUGUAACAGCCCAGCACAGAUACCUGCGCACAUCAUGGUGGGUUUACCCCUUGUCCCUGUUCUCGCCCCAGGCCACAGCUAUAGAUAUGGAGUGGCAGGUAGAGGUGCUAGCCAGACACACCACAGCUGCACUUAGCAACACCAGGUGGGCUAUCACCCUUCUGAAUGGGGAGACUCAACAAAUACAGAAGGUUAUCCUUCAGAGUAGGGUGGCCCUUGACAUCCUGACCACCACCCAGAGUGACACCUGUGCCAUAAUAAAAAUUGAAUGUUGCAUGUAUAGCCCUGAUGCCUCUAAAAAUGUAUCUUUGGCUCUGCAGGACUUGCAGCAACACAUCACUUCUAUCAAACAUGACACUGCUGGCCGUGUCUCCAGCUGGCUGUAAACCCUCCCAUCUGCCUGGCAGAUAGGCUUCUGGGUGAUAUUGGGACUCUUAUUACUAAGUCUUUUCCUGUGUUACUGCUUAUACUGAGUAUGUGGUCUGGUUUUGCAGUGCUCCUCUGCAUACCAAGUCCGAGGGCUUACACGGAAGAGGGGACGGUAAGAUUGUAAGUACAUUUGGGAGGGUAUGCAGGGGUGGACUGUAGGAUAAUGCUAUUCAGCUAUAUGCGUCCCCUACCUAAUGGAAUCAGCUUUGCUCUUCCCCAAAGCAUGCUGGGGAUGAAUUCAGGAUGGACUCAGGCUAAGGUACAAACCCAGGACUGGGCCAGCGGCCAAGGCCAAAGAAUGCCUUAGCAACAAGAAGGAAAACAUCUGGGCCUGGCUGUGAAGUCCCUGGGAAUACUGACUGCCCAAGGACGUGGGAGAAAACAAUGAGCCUUGGUCCCAGCUAGAAUGGUAUAUAAGCUUGGGUCCCUUGCUAGGUGGUUGUGGAAAAUACUCCAGCCAGCCGCCACUGGAGAGUAGCUGCUUGCCAGUGUCAAUAAGUUUCCAUGAAUCAACUCAUGAAUCUGGAAAGGGCUACAUGUCAUUUCUUCAGGUUAUCUGCCAGGACGCACAGUGAGGGUCUUUCCUUGCUACAGCUGUGCCCCAACAAUGUGAUAUGUAUAUACAGAUAUACAUACGUGUACACAUAUUUAUACAUACAUGCACAUCGUAAAUACAUCCUGUGGAUAUCAUAUAGAUAUUUAGAUAGGUAACUUAAGUAAAUAUAUUUCUAUACAUUAAAAUAUUUCUGAGAUGAACAGCCAUGUUAAGUGAGGCAUUCAUGUACCUGGUGGGAGUACUGGUGAUCAGAACUAUCUCCAAGGAAUGGAGGAACUACAGACAGUCCCCAACUUAAUUCAAAUUAUGACAAGCUGCAGUUACAACUGUCUUUUUUUUAGUGAUUUGUAUAUCUUUUAUGUAUGUAUGUAUUAAAAUAUAUCUGUAAGUUUAAUGCUUUCAACCCCCAAGGACAAAGAUCGGAUUUAUAAAGAUACUGAUAACAAAAGGCAGUAAUAAUGAAAAUGAGAAAAACGAGGUAUUCAGCUUAUGUCAGAACUGACCACUCUUGAGCCAUCAGAACAGAACCCCGCUGUAAGUCGGGGACUACCUGUGUACUGCAGGGCUAGUCUACAGUGCAUUUUGAUGACCAACAGCCAGGGACAGCUGGAACACACCAAGACAGUCUGUAUCUGGCAAGAUGAUGCCUUUCAUGUGGUGGUAGGUAGACUCUCCAAAAUGAAGCACCUUAUACCCUCCCCACUAUCCCCAUCCAUGUCAGACAGUGCCCAUCCAUUCGUUAAGGAAAUCUUCCACCUCUACAGACCACUCAGGUCCCUGAUCUCUGACCACAGCAUCACAUCUAUAUUGCAGUUUUCAAAUAAAUGGUUCAAUGUCCUUUGUGAUGGUUAAUGUUAUAUGUCGACUUGGCUAGGCCAUGAUUCCCAGUAAUGUGCAAUUGUCCUCCAUUUUGAGGUCUGAUGUGACUGUCCUCCAUUUUGUGGUAUUGUGUAAUUGCUCUCCAUUUCAUGUGUUGUAAAUCCUAAACUUUAUAUGUUAAUGAGGCAGGAUUAGUGCGGGGUGUAUCUUGAGUCACACCCUUACUCAAGUCACACAUGCCCUUAUACUUAAGUCACCCCCUUACUCAAGUAUCUGAAGUAAAAGGAGUUUCCUUGAGUGUGACCUACAUCCAAUAUGUAUGGACACUCUGGCAAAGCUUGUUCUGGCUCUGGAUCCUGUAUCCAGCUCAUUGUCAUCUGACCUCCAGUUCUUGAGACUUGAGCCAGCAGCCUUUUGUCUGACGGACUAGUUUGGCUGCAACCAAGUGAGCCAGGAGAAGCCUCCAGUCUGACACCUAAGCCACAGAUUUGGGAUUUGCCAGCUUCCGUAACUGCAAGACCCAUUUCUUUGAGAAUAUAUGUACACAGACACACACACACAUAUAUAUAUACAUUUCCUUGGUUUUGCUUCUCUAGAGAACCCAGCCUAAGAUACCCUCUAUUCUAAGGCUCUACAUGUGGAUAGUGUACCAGACAUUUGUUGACUGCCUUCUAGCAUCCAUUUCCCUUUUUGCCCUCCCCAACAACCUUGAUUCAUUUUGGAGAUCUGUGAGGUUCCUGGCCCUGGUAUCCAGGAGUACAGCAUGUGACCUAAGCUAAUAAGUAGAUUCUUCCUCCUUAGCUAGAAGAUGGCUCAGGGUUAGGCAUAGGACCUUAAGUUGGUCUCAUCAGGACUUUUGUAGGAAAUGCUAGAACAAAAACACUCCCUCUUGCUGGAUGAUACAUCCAGCCCCAGUAGCUAUUGACAGUUUUCCUGAAACUAUUGGAGAUAUGUGUGUUAGGAUUAAGCCAACACUACAGGAGACAGAACAGAGCAACAGACGCUCAGUCCUUGGUGACAUCAUUAUGCUGCAUCACCUGAUACUUGGAACUGCCCUGAACUUUUCAGGUACAUGAGCCUGUAUAUUCCGUUUGUUGUUUAUGCCAGUUCGAAUGGGGAUUUCUGCUCAUUCCAACUAAUACAGAGGGUAAUAACUGAUUUAAGAUGAUGGAUAUAAUAUACAUAUAAAAAAGUUCUUUUAUAUAUACCUAUUUGAAACUUUUUCUUAUGGAAAGUAUCAAGCCUACAUAAAAGUAGAAUAGUAUAAUGACCCCCUAUGCAUGCUUUAACCUUUAGCAACAUUUUGAAAGUCUUGUUCAAUUUAUUCCCUCCAAUUUUUGUUUUAUUUGUCUUGGCAGGGGUAGCUGUUUGGUCUUUGGCCGGAGUAUUUUAAGGCAAAUUUCAAACAUUAUAGUACUUCACCCACAAAUAGUUUGUGAGAGGUAAACAAUUCUUAUCAAUCUCUUGCCUAAACAAACUACCAAUGAGGAAGAGUUCUCACACAGUGGAGGCCCUCUCUCCCACAGGAGGGAAGGUUGAGAACGUGGGAGGGCAAUCAAAACUUAGCUGACAGCUUCUCAAGAUAGCUUUGUGAGACUACCCCCUUGGCGUCCUCCCUGGUGUUUUCAUUUAUGAGAACACCGGGCAUCCCAGCUGUCUCGUAAUGAGGUUGGUCCACAGGGGCUGUUCAAUGCGUUUAACGAUCACUGGGGCAGCUUACUAAUAACUUGAAACUGCAUGAUUGACUGCUGUACUUUUAGUGAGGCCCAGAGUGUUGGCACUCUUUAAGAGUUUGGCAGCAACAGUUAAUUUUAGGUUCCCUGGAAGUCACUAAAGAACAACAAAAGUAAUUACCCUUCAACGAAUUUAUGCAGGACAUUUCCCCAAGGAGCUCAAAGUGCCCUCAGGGCUAGUUCCUCGUUUACCUACACAGAUUGGCUUUGAAGACGUUUUUCUGGAAAUAAUGUGCAUAUUAAUAUUCAAUACAAAUUUAUUAUAAUUCACCCUCCUUCUUAGCAUUCCUGCUUGAUCAUAUUUCUUUUUAAUUAGCAUUUGACCAUCACACUUUGAUAAAUACUUAGAUGAAAAAUGAUCUGGAAUUUUAAUAUUCCUGUUCUACUUUCUGCCCCAUUUGUCAUCAUGCUUGUCAAUGAGGAAUUUUCUCUCCUUUUUCAUGGUUGGUGUCUAUUUGUUCCCUUGAUAUAUAUAAUCUUGACAGUUCUUUGUGGAGUUAUUCUAAAGUAGUUACUCUAACACCCAGUGCACUGAUAGUUAAGUAGUGUGACACAAACUACUUUAAAAGAUCUUUGGCCAGUUAAUAAAUCCCACACUUAAUCAUUUAUGAAAACCGUCUUGGCCAACCAAGCGUUCUUUGCAACUAAGAUUCCUGGUGCCAUAAGCUAUUGUAAUCAUCCUCUGCAACUCCCAGAUUGAUAUUUAGUCUAACCUGCUGCCCAAAACUGGUUCUGGCCUUAUUACUGCUUAAGAAUGUUUGCUCCUUAAAACUUUUUGAAAGGUAAGUGAGCAAAUAUUCAUUGAGCAUUUUCUAUGGACCUAGCAUCGUUUUAGGUACUAGAAUUUUGUGUUCACAAACACUUUUGGUUUUGUUUUUUUAUUCCUAAAGAAUGUUGGAUUUAGGAAAAAGCGUAUUCUAGGCUUUUUCUUUUUUUUUUUUUUAACGCAUUUUCAUUGAGAUGCCCUGGUGGCACAGUGGCUCAGAACGUGGCUGCUAACCAAGAAGCUGGCAGUUUGAUUCAUUGUAUUUGUAAACUGCAUAAUACAAUAUUUGUGUUUUAUUUGGGAGUUUGACUGGCUUUCAGUGGUCAGUUUCCCACUCAGCCUUAUCUUCAGCUCCAUCUUCCCAAAAACAGAAUAGGAGAAACACACCUCUCCUACCUUAUAUACCUUAAUAUUAAUUUUUUUUUUUAAAGAUAUGAGACUGGAGAAACCCUGAGAGUAUGGCCCCCAGAUGCCCUUUCAGCUCAGUAGUGAAGUCACUCCUGAGGUUCACCCUUCAGCCAAAGAUUGAACAGGUCCAUAAAACAAAAGACUAAAGGGGCACACCAGCCCAGGGGCAAGGACUAGAAGAGGCAGGAGGGGACAGGAAAGCUGGUAAUAGGGAACUCAAGGUUGAGAAAGGAGAGUGUUGACAUGUCGUGGGGUUGUUAACCAAUGUCAUAAAACAGUAUGUGUACUGUUUAAUGAGAAUCUAGCUUGUUCUGGAGAUCUUCAUCUAAAGUACAAUUUUAAAAAAUGGCAUUAGGAAAUAAAAGAUAUGAUUGAAUUGGCUCAGCCUCUCUGCUCUUUUGAGAGUGGACUUUAGCAUUCACAUAUAGGAAACAUUUCCAAAUCCUUACAGGGAUAUACAUAUUUAAAUCUUAGCUGAUAUGAAUGCAGUAAGAGCUUUUCAAACAGAGACAUGAAAUCUAGACACGUUCUCAGUAAGGACACCGAGACACAAAGCAAGCUCCUAUGGAAACUGCAGGAACUUUAGUGUAUAAGCAAUUAUAUUCUUCCUGGCAAUGUUUUUUUGUUUUGUUUUUGUUUUGUGCCUCUCAAAUUUUCACAGUGAUCUACCCCAACAUGAUCAGACAUUUUAUCACAAGCAGCGUUUUUUAAAACUGUAUGAAAAAGCAUGUUAGGAUAAAGGCAGUUAACCUUUUUUUUUUUUUAAAUAUUAAUCUUAAAACAAGUAAUUGCUACCACCUGGCUGGAAAAUCUGCUUUCCUAAUUGUGUCUAAGCUUUUGUUCUUCCCAUAGGCAAAAACUAUAUUUAUAUAAAAUAUCCAGAAUAGCCAAAUCCAUAGAGACAGAAAGCAGAUUAGAGUUUGCCAGAGGAUGUGGAUAAGGAGGGAAUUGGGAGCCCUGGUGGUGCAGUGGUUAAAAGGCCACUCCUUGGAAACCCUAUGGGGCAGUUCUACUCCAUCUUAGAGGGCUGCCAUGCCUCGGAAUCGACUCAACAGCAACGGGUUUCUUUUUAGAAUGAUGAAAAUGUUCUGGAAUUAGAUAAUAGUGAUAAUUGCACAACCUUGUUACUAUUCUAAAAACCACUGAAUUGUACAAUUUAAAACGGUGAAUUUUAUGAUAUGUUACAUAUCUCAAUUUAAAAAGAAGAUAGGCUCAGCAGGGACUAAAGCAGAAGUUGACAAGUAGGCCCAGAUAACUAAUGGUGGUGGAGGGAAGAAGGGGGAAGAAUUUGGACAAAAAAAGAAGAGGCAUUGAGUAGGUAAAGACUGAAAAAAAGUCAGCCUCUUUAGGAGGAUUUACAUGGAUUCCGGGAUUAGAUUUCAAAGGCAAGAAUUUAGGGAGGAGAAGAUAACCCUUGGGAAAGAGGAUAUGAUUUGGUGCUUCAGUUAUGUCCUCCCUGGGUGUCAUUGGGUCUCACAACGGACAGCAAAGAAGGUAAGAAGAUCAUGGGUUAAAGGUCAUGUGUCACUUGUGCUAGGGUGGAAGUCGCACUCAUGAUAAUGACAAGAGCAACAUCAAAGUGCUUCCUCUGAUCCAGGCACUGGUCGAAGCGCUGUGCAUUUAUAAACAUUUUUUUCUCCAAAUCAUUUCCAUGCGAUAGGUACUACCAUGAUUGUCACCAUUUUAUAAAUGAGGAAACUGGCAUAUAGAGAAGAGUAAGUAACUUUCCUGAGCUCACACAACUACAGGUGGCAAGACCACGAUUCAAGCCCAGGCAGACUCCAAGGAACCCAUUCCUAACCACCAUCCAAUAUUACCUUUCCAGCAGGGUUCUUGGCCCUGGUACCUGUCAAGAGAGAUAAUGUAUAUAAAGUGCUUAGCAGUAUGCCUGAGGCACUAAAUAAUCGAUUUAUGAUAAUGACAUUUCUUCAACCACAAUGCUGGCUCAACUCGUUCAUAGCUCUGAUGGCCCUAAUCUGUCUGGAGUUCCAAGUCCAAACCUCCAACUGCCCACUGGAUAUCUCUGCUGUUUGUCCUUCAGUGUGUCCAGUAUGUACUGAACUCACCAUCUCCCUCCCCACCUAGCCUAUUCUUGUCCCCACUCCUGAAUUCACUAUGUGGUUAAGGCACAGUGUGGUGAGGUGGCAAUCUCAUCCCCACUUCAUUUCACCCUAUAGCACCCCCAGAAUUCUUACUGAAACACUUCUCAUCACACAUUGCCCUGACUUAAAAUCCUCCAAGGUGCCCUGUUGCCUGCGACAGUGGUUUUUACCAUAAAGCCCCUCACAAGAGUCCUCAAUGUUGGGGGGCCAUGCACAGGAAGUUAAAGGGCAGAGCAAUGGGAACUCUAGGCUCCUGCUAUGCUUCCACAAAGCAGCAUUGCUUUUAUCUGUUUCACACAUUGGGCGUUUUGGUAAGCACUUGCUUUUAGGAACAGUUUUGUGAUUAAACAACAAUCAACAAAACAAAACUCUUUAGCCUGAGACUUAAAACCUUUCGGGAUCUGGCCCCCAAUUUUACCAGCUAUUUCCUAUCCCCCUUCCCAAUGCCCUAACUCUAUUUAAGAAUUAGCUAGUUCCCAACACUAUGGUGAAUAUUUGUCUUUAUUCUUUGCUGCCCAUCUGAGCCCCCUCCUAAAUUUCAGUAAUCUGCCAUUGUGUGUGUGUUGGUUGCAUCCCACUAGGAAAGCUGACGAGGCCAGGUGGGUGGUCAUUAUCCCCACUUGCUCGAAUGAAGGUCUAAACACGUGACCUAAGCUUAGCCAAUCAGGUGCUCCUGCCUGGAACUCCGAACAUGGAGAGGAUGACACAGAGAAGUAAGAACUGUUCAGAAUUCUUUCCAGCGGGAACAGCAGCAACCAGAACCCAGUGUCUCGGUCGCAGGGACACUGACAGUGGGGCUCAGUGUGAUCUGACUUUGGUCACAGUAUUAUAUGAUUCCAUUUACAUGAAAUGGCGAGAAUAGGCAAAUCCAUAGAAUAGGAAGUGGAUUGAGGGCUACCAGGGGAUGGGGGAAGGGAAAUGAGAAGUGACUGUUAAUGGGUACAGUGUUUCUUUUGGGUUGAUGAAAAUGUUCUAAAAUUGAUUGUGGUGUUGGUUGUACAACCCUAUGGAUAUACUAAAAGCCAUUGAAUUGUACACUUUAAAUGGAUAAAUUAGAUGGUAUGUGAAUCAUAACCCAAUGAAGCUGUUACUAAAAAAAAGAAUGAAUCAGUCAAUGAAAUUUUCAUAGAUGUCCUCACCUUACAAAAUGGAUGUGCUCCUGAGAAACUGGAAGUAAAUACCUUUACAUUUAUUAUUGAGUUUUACUGCAAAAUUAGGAACCGAUUUUCAUAUACAAAAAGAAAUCUGGCCUCCUGAUAAAACUUUUAAAAAUAACAUUUAAGAGCAUGACAAUCUUUUUUGAAAGAAUAGGGUUAAAAGAAAAAGUUAAAACGUUAUUAUAAUAUCCAAAAUAAGUAACAAAGCUCAGUAAUAAGGUGAAAAAUAUUAAAAUGCUGAACUCAGAAUUUAAAAUAUAUUCCUUGUAGCCAGCUCAACUAUAAGAAAAAUUAACCAGAGCUUGAUGGUAAACUAUGAGUUCCUAGGUGAUGCAAAUAGUUAAGUGUUCAGCUACUAACUGAAAGGUUGGCAGUUUGAGUCCACCCAGAGGUGCCUGGGAGGAAAGGUCUGGUGAUCUGCUUCUGAAAGUUCACAGCCACUGAAAACCCUAUGGAGCGCAGUUCUACUGUGAAACAUAUCAGGUUGCUGUGAGUCAGAAUCCACUUGAGGGAAACUGGUUUCUUAGAUGGUGAACUAGCACAAGUUGCUGAUUCCUUCCCAGCCCUGAGAAUGCCACAAAGCCAGGACGGCAGAUGAUGGAAUAAAGAAAUGAAUAUAAAAGUAGCAGGAAACUCCUGGGGAGACAGAGGGUGAUGGGUCCCAAGGGGUGUACUGGGGUAGAUGGCGGGUAUAGGACUGUGCAAAGUAAGAGUAGACAAGGAGCAGACCCAGCAGAAAGGGCAAGGUUAUAGCAUAGCUUGUUGGUGGUAAUCUUUUCUCUUCCCGCCCAUUUCCUGCACAGAUCUUGCUUGCUCUGCCAAAACUGUGAGAUAGGAAAAAAAUAAAAUCCCCAGCGCCCUUCUACUGGAAGGCAUGGGUGGACAGAACUGGAGCCAGGCUAGAAUGGAGACCAGAAAACAAUGGGUGCAGACUGGCUGCCCUGUGGGGUUCUCUUCUUGCCCCUCCCUCUCUUUACCCCAAGAACUCCCCAGAAAAGAGCAUCCCUGAAAGGUAGGGUUGGCAAACAAGAAGUAUUCAAGUUCAGAGAACAUGCCAGAGCUGUAUUCCCUGAGGGUAUUGCCCCACUCCAGCCUUAAACUCACCUGGUGGAGCACAGCUGGGGUCUGGCCUUCACCCAAUCCCUCAUUCACUUUAUCAGCAACGUAGCUGAUAUGCCUGCUGUUGUGUGCUCUGGAGUUGAUUCCAAGAGAUAGCCACCCUAUAUGGCAGAGUAGAACUGCCCCAUAGGGUUUUCACGGCUGUAAUCUUCGGAAGCAGACUGACAGAUCCUUUCUGUCAAGGAGCUGCUGGUGGAUUUGAACCACUGGACCUUUCAGUUAGUAGCCAACUGCCAAACCAUUUUGCCACCAGGGCUUCUUAGUAAACUGGAACAUCAGGUUGAGGAACUCAUAUAAAAGGCAUCAGGAAGGGACACAGAGAAAAAAUACAUAAAAGAAAAUUUAGAUACAGAUAAAAAAAAAAUAGAUAGGAAAUGAAAAAUGUAAAUAUUUGAAUACUGCUGUAAUGGGGAGGGGGAGAGCUUGCACUCGGGAAGAGGAAGAGACAGGGGUGGUGACAUUCCUCAGUAAGAUAGUCCCUAUAGAGGAAAAGAUUUUGUCAUGUGCAUAACAUAGGUUGUUAAUGAGUCUUCCUCCAGUCCUGAUGCCCUGUUCUUCAUAUAGUCCAGCUUCUCGUAUUAUUUGCUCAGCAUACAGACUGAAAAGGUAUAGUGAAAGAAUACAACCCUGAUGCACACCUUUCCUGACUUUAAAGCAAUCAGUAUCCCCUUGUUCUGUCCAAACAACUGCCUCUUGAUCUAUGUAAAGGUUCCUCAUGAACACAAUAAUGUGUUCUGGAAUUCCCAUUCUUGACAAUGUUAUCCGUAAUUUGUUAUGACCCACACAGUCAAAUGCCUUUGCAUAGUCAAUAAAACACAGGUAAACAUCCUUCUAGUAUUCUCUGCUUUCAGCCAGGAUCCAUCUGAUAUCAGCAAUGAUAUCCCUGGUUCCACAUCCUCUUCUGAAGCCCGCCUGAAUUUCUGGCAGUUCCCUGUCAAUAUACUGCUAUAGCCGUUUUUUAAUUAUCUUCAGCAAAAUUUUGCUUGCGUGUGAUAUUAAUGACAUUGUUCUAUAAUUUCCACAUGAUAAACGGAGAAAAGAUUGAAAUUGUCAAGGAUUGCAUUUUACUUGAAUCCUCAAUCAACAGCCAUGGAAGCAGCAGUCAAGAAAUCAAAAGACGCAUUACAUUGGGUAAAUCUGCUGCAAAGGACCUCUUUAAAGUGUUGAAGAGCAAAGAUGUCACCUUGAAGACUAAGGUGCGCCUGACCCAAGCCAUGGUAUUUUCAAUCGCAUCAUAUGCAUAUGAAAGCUGGAUAAUGAAUAUGGAAGACUGAAGAAGAAUUGACCCCUUUGAAUUGUGGUGUUGGCGAAUAAUAUUGAAUAUACCAUGGACUGGCAAAAGAAUGAGCAAAUCUGUCUUAGAAGAAGCACAACCAGAAUGCUCCUUAGAAGCAAGGAUGGCGAGACUGCAUCCUACAUACUUUGGACAUGUUGUCAGGAGGGAUCAGUCCCUGGAGAAGGACAUCCUGCUUGGCAGAGUACAGGGUCAGUGAAAAAGAGGAAGACCCUCAACGAGGUGGAUUGACACAGUGGCUGCAGCAGUGAGCUCAAGCAUAGCAACGAUUGUAAGGAUGGCUCAGGACCGGGCGGUGUUUUGUUCUGUUGUGCCAAGGGUCACUAUGAGUCAGAACUGACUCGACAGCACCUAACAACAACAACAGAGGAAGAGAUAGGGGGUGGUGAAGUUCCUCAAUAAGAUGGUCCCUACAUAGGUAAACUUUAAGCCAAUUAAAUGAUCCCUAUAUGGGUCCUUAACUUGACAAAGUCCCUAACUUGGUACUUAAACCUUAAGCCAAGGGAGUAGUAUCUAUAGGGGUCCCUGUCUGGGCUGUUAAAAGUUAACAGGGAGAGAUAAGAGACAAGAAGUGUAUAAAACCCUAAGAAAACAACUUUUGGAGCACUCAGAUUCUUUCUCUACCUGAGUAGCCCACUUAACGCUUCCUAGUCAAGUGUACUUUCGCUGCUAACCCUCUGCUUGCUAAUAAACCCCUGCUCACUUGGAACUAUUUGUCUCAGUGUUUGAAUUCUUUCCUACACCGAAGACAAGAACCAAGGCUGUUCUCCGGUAACACUGCCAGAAUGAGAGAAUAAAUAAAUGAGGGGAAAAUAUUUGCAGAAAUAAUAACCAAGAAUGUCCCAGAGUUAACCUCGAAAACGUUAUGCUGAGUGAAACAAAUCAGACACAAAGACAAAUAUUGCAUGACUUCACUUACAUGAAAUAUCUAGAAUAGGUAAUUGUAUAGAGACAAAAGUUUAUUAGUGGCUACCAGGGAUGGUUAGAAGAGGGGAAUGUAGAGUUAUUGCUUAAGGGAUUCUGAGUUUCUGUUUGGUAUGACAAAAAACUUUUGGAAAUGGAUAGGGGUGAUAUUUACACAACAUGAACAUAAUUAACGUUUAUGAAUUGUAACCUUAAAAAUGGUUAAAAUGGCAAAAAAAAGGGUACUCCAAAGAUUAACUAGAUUAUAGACAUAGCAUUAAAAAUAAAUGCACAAACCAUGCAGAUUUUAAAAAAAUGCCCUAGAGUUAAACACAGAUGAAAGAGUUUAUACGAUAGAUAAGAAUAAAGGCUAGAUAAGGAAAAACAUACAUACACACACCAAGAUGCAUUAUAUGGGAAAUGUUUUUUUCUGUUGUUAAACUACAGCUAGAUUUGUACCUUAACAUCUCUUUUACACAUAGUUGUUGGGUAAUCUACUUAGUACUUGAAUUUUAACCAAAUGUAGUAUACCUUUCCUAAAUAUUGUAUACUAAAUUUUUUAAAAACAAAUUAUCUGAAACAUCAAUGAGGGUGCUGUUUUAUAAUUUUAUGAUGACGUGAAGGCUACUGCAGUAUAUGGAGCUGUUUUUUGCAACCAUUGUGAAAUGUUUUAAAGUUACUAAAUAGAAUGAUCAGAUCAUUAACCAACUGUAAAAACAACUUGGGGUGGAGCCUGACCUCCUCUCACUUCAUGAGGGGGAAGGAGAAUCAAGGUCAACAGCCCAAGGUUGAUUCCUGAGGCGGAGGUCGGACAUGCCUUCUCUCUCUGCUAUCUUUACCAAUUCUGACACCAGCCAUCCCUCCCAAGGAGCUCUCUACUUCUCUGCUGUGUUCGAUAUUCAUUGCAGUGGCCACAAAGAACUCACAGACCAUACUCAAGAUUAUGGGAUUUAUAAGAGAAGUAACAGGUUACAAUUCAGGCUCAGGAACACUCAA